AUGAAGUGCCUAGUAUGGAAUUGCAGGGGUGCAGCUAAAAAGCCUUUUAAAGUGACCCUUUGCAAUUACAUAAGGAAACACAAGAUUGGUCUUGUGGCCAUCUUGGAACCCAGAAUAAGUGGUGUGUUGGCACAGAAAAAAAUAAAACAGAUUGGCUUUAAUCAAGCAGUUAUAGAGGAUGCUGAAGGUUUUUCUGGUGGCAUCUGGAUCUUAUGGAAGGAUGAGAUUUGUUCUGUUCAGCUCAUUGAAAAAAAGAAUCAAUUUAUCCAUGUUAGUUGUAAUCUCAAUUCUGGUUCUUCCUUCUUGUUGACUGUUGUGUAUGCUAGCCCUAGGGAGGAUUUAAGGGAGGCUCUGUGGCUUGAUCUUAUUCGAAUUGCAGGAGAUGUAGUGGGCCCUUGGAUGAUGAUGGGGGAUUUUAAUGAGAUAGUGUCAUUUAAGGAGAAAAAAGGAGGUGCUUCUAUUAAUUUUACUAGAUGCUCCAAGUUCUGUUCUGUGUUAAAUGACUGCAAUGUCAUGGAUAUUGGUUGUAGAUGA
Molecule: messenger RNA, 534 nt
Organism: Gastrolobium bilobum
Lineage: Eukaryota; Viridiplantae; Streptophyta; Magnoliopsida; Fabales; Fabaceae
Exons: 1
Coding region: 1-534 (177 amino acids)
Molecular function (GO): catalytic activity
Source: RefSeq, a predicted model, not a curated record